AUGUCGCAACAAGUCGGUGCUAGUAUUAGAAGAAAGCUAGUUAUUGUCGGUGAUGGUGCCUGUGGUAAGACCUGUCUUUUGAUUGUGUUUUCCAAGGGUCAAUUCCCAGAAGUUUACGUUCCAACUGUUUUUGAGAACUACGUUGCUGAUGUUGAGGUGGAUGGCAGACGUGUUGAGUUGGCUCUGUGGGAUACCGCUGGCCAAGAAGAUUACGAUAGACUAAGACCAUUGUCGUACCCAGACUCCAAUGUUGUCUUGAUCUGUUUCUCUAUCGAUCUGCCAGAUUCCCUAGAGAACGUCCAGGAGAAGUGGAUUGCCGAGGUGCUACAUUUCUGUCAAGGGGUUCCAAUCAUCCUUGUAGGUUGUAAAGUUGAUCUAAGAAACGACCCACAAACUUUGGAACAAUUGAGAGCUGAAGGCCUACAACCAGUCGCUACUGCCGAUGGUCAAAACGUUGCCGACCAAAUUGGUGCCACUGGCUACUACGAAUGUUCCGCCAAGACCGGCUACGGUGUGCGUGAAGUCUUUGAAGCCGCCACUAGAGCCUCUUUGAUGGGUAAGCAAAAGAACACCGGUAAGAAGAACAAGAAGAACUCUGGUGAAAAGAAGAAGAGAAAGUGUGUUCUAUUGUAA
Molecule: messenger RNA, 633 nt
Organism: Nakaseomyces glabratus
Lineage: Eukaryota; Fungi; Ascomycota; Saccharomycetes; Saccharomycetales; Saccharomycetaceae
Gene: RHO1
Product: Rho family GTPase RHO1
Biological process (GO): small GTPase-mediated signal transduction
Cellular component (GO): cytosol
Molecular function (GO): GTP binding; GTPase activity; protein kinase binding
Source: RefSeq, a predicted model, not a curated record